AUGUCGAAGCACAUAGGCAUAUUCGGCCUCGGUGCUAUGGGAACAGCGCUCGCAGCCAAGUAUCUUGAACAUGGCUAUAAGACAUCCGUCUGGAAUCGAACCACCGCAAAGGCAAUCCCGCUCGUUGAGCAGGGUGCCAAGCUAGCCUCUACAAUCUCGGAGGGGGUAAACGCCAACGACCUCAUCAUUAUAUGCCUCCUUAACAAUCAAGUUGUCGAGGAUGCUCUACGGGAUGCAUUACAAACUCUGCCCAGCAAGACCAUUGUCAACCUUACCAAUGGAACACCAAACCAGGCUCGUAAACUCGCGGAUUUCGUCACCUCCCACGGAGCACGGUACAUCCACGGCGGUAUUAUGGCGGUUCCCACCAUGAUUGGCUCCCCGCACGCUGUCCUGCUUUACAGCGGAGAGUCUCUUGAGCUGUUCCAGAGCAUCGAAAGUCAUCUGUCUCUCCUUGGGAUGAGCAAAUAUCUCGGCACCGAUGCAGGGUCUGCCUCUUUGCAUGACUUGGCUUUGUUGUCGGGAAUGUACGGUCUCUUCUCCGGGUUCCUGCAUGCAGUUGCUCUGAUCAAGUCCGGGCAGGAUACUAGUACUACCGCCACCGGAUUAUUGCCGCUUCUGACUCCAUGGUUGUCGGCAAUGACGGGAUAUCUUAGUUCUAUCGCGAAACAGAUCGACGAUGGUGACUAUGCCACACAGGGAUCCAACCUGGGAAUGCAAUUGGCCGGAGUGGAAAACAUUAUCAGAGCUGGCGAGGAGCAGAGGGUCUCCUCACAGAUGAUCCUUCCGAUAAAAGCGUUGAUAGAGCAAGCAGUGGGUGAGGGGCAUGGGGGUGAGGAUCUAUCAGCGCUGAUUGAAUACUUUAAGGUGGGCAAAAAUGUAGAUUAA
Molecule: messenger RNA, 888 nt
Organism: Aspergillus oryzae RIB40
Lineage: Eukaryota; Fungi; Ascomycota; Eurotiomycetes; Eurotiales; Aspergillaceae
Product: NAD(P)-dependent oxidoreductase
Exons: 1
Coding region: 1-888 (295 amino acids)
Molecular function (GO): oxidoreductase activity, acting on the CH-OH group of donors, NAD or NADP as acceptor; NADP binding
Source: RefSeq, a predicted model, not a curated record